AUGUCUCUUUCACCAACCAAAAAGCGAGUGCAUGGAGAUAACCAAUCAUCACCAUCAUCGUCGUUAUCAUUAUCAUCGUUGCCAGAUGACGCGAUCUUGAGGUGCUUGCUCGGAGUCCCAAGAAGCUCUCACCUCAACGUAUCUCACGUGAACAAGACUUUCAGGUCUCUUGUUCGGUCCCCCGAGUUUGAGUUUCACCAAAUCCGAUCGCUCCUCCUCCACAAGACUCCGUCUAUGUCUCCGUCUCGUAUGGAGACAUUGGCCGUGUCUUCCAAUGGUUCACUCUCCGUUCCAUUGAGAUUGAGAAUGAAAAGAGGAAGACGAUUGAGUACCGACUGGUCCCAUUCUCAGUUCCGCUCCCUAGUAAUGGUUAUGCAUUUUUUCCUACACGUGUCGUCGCCGUUGGGUCAGAGAUCUACUUCGUUGGCUGCGACUCCGAAGAAGACUCCGACUCCUCCACGGAUCUCUGGAUUUUUGACACUCGUUCCGGAGACUUAA
This is a messenger RNA of Microthlaspi erraticum, 498 nucleotides long. The record is from the annotation of a GenBank genome assembly. Lineage: Eukaryota; Viridiplantae; Streptophyta; Magnoliopsida; Brassicales; Brassicaceae.